AUGCCCCGGAAUCCUCUAGAAGACCACUCUAUCUUCUCUGGGGGUCUGUUCCAGUACCUGGAGGGGAACAAGAAAUGGAGAAACCGCUUUGUCUUCGUGGCCGACACAUACGACGUUAGCUUCUACGAGAACAAAGUGGCUCACGAGAGGGGCUUGCACCCUAAAGGAACCAUCAACUGUGCCGGAUACAAAGCUCUGACCUCCAUGGAAGAGUACCUGGAUCUGGUCAACACCAGCCUGCCAGGUGUAAAGGCUAAGGUGGGCAGCGGUCCGUUUGUCAAGGGUGCCACCCAGUUUCCCCUGAUCCUGUGGCACCCGUACGCCCGCCACCACUACUUCUGUGUGCUGACAGAGAAGGAGCAGACGAAGUGGCACGCUGUGCUCCAGGACUGUGUCAGGCACAGCAACAAUGGUCUGUCAGAAGAAUGCAGGGUGCAGACCCCUGCCUUCACGGAUGCUGUGCGGCUCCACAGGCAGGCUCAGGGACACUACGGCACCUGGGACAUGAUGUGUGGAGGGCCACCACAGAUCCUAGCCAACCUAGUGAUGGAGACCCUCUACCCAGAGCUGAGGAAUCUGAUUGGUCCUCGUCUGAAGGGGAAGAUGCAACAGAGACAGAGGGACUGGAUGCUGAUCUCUGAGGUGGUGUAUAAGCAGGUGUUGUCUCAGACCCAGGCCCAAUACGAGGCUCUCGUCCAGGCCUGUGAGGUAGAGACGCCCCGUCUAGACGCCGCGCUACGCACAGACAUGGACCAGAUUAUCACCUCCAAGGAACACGUCAGCGGCAAGAUCCGCGCUCUGGUGUUGCCCAGGGCAGAGCAGCUCCUUCGGCGCAGCGUCCAGCCCUACGUCAGCUCCAUCCUGGAAGCCUUGAUGGAGCCCACCAGCAGAGGCUUCUCCGAGGUCCGAGACGUCUUCUUCAGAGAGCUGGUGGAGGUCAGCAAGAACACGCUCAACGGAGGGGGCAAGGACAAACUGGGAGAGCACAUGGAGAAGAUCUCUAUGCUGGCGUUCCACCCGGUGAAGAUGCAGAGCUGCUAUGAGAAGGUGGAGCAGCUGAGUCUGGAAGGGCUGCAGCAGAGAUUUGAUGUGUCCAGCCCCUCCGUGUUCGUCCAGAGGGCUCAGAUCCUCAUGAGAGAGCAAAUGGACAAUGCUGUGUACACGUUUGAACAGCUGCUGCACCAGAGUCUGGAGGAAAAGGACCAGAGAGGAGAGAACCUGUGUAAGACCAUCCAAUGCUGUCAGGACAGAGUGCUGAAGAAAUAUGACUAUGACAGUAGCACGGUGCGUAAGAAGUUCUUCAGAGAGGCCCUGCUACAGAUCAUCAUCCCCUACAUGCUGAAGCAGCUGGCUCCCUCCUGCCAUCCGGACUUCCCUCCCUUCCAGGAGAUGAUCUUUGAGGACUUCUCCCGGUUCAUCCUGGUGGAGAACAUGUUUGAGGAGGUGGUUCUGCAGUCUGUCACCAAGGACAUCAAGAUGGCUGUGAAAGAGGCGGCAGUCCAGAAGAGACACAACCUGUACAGAGACAGCAUGAUCCUGACCAACAGCGACCCCAACCUCCACCUGCUGGGGGAGAGCCCCUCGGUAGACUGGGCCGCCCAGUUCGGUGGCGGGGAUGAGGAGCCUGACGAGUCCCCGGAAGGAUGUGGCCGGUCCAAAUGGCGGCGCAGGCAAGUGGUCUCCAUGAUCAAGCUGGACGGGAUGAGCCCGCUGCCCUACGAGUCGUGCUUGGAGGUACCGGGGGUGGAUUUCAUCCCCGAGGAGGGGGAGAUGGAGGAGGGGGUGGAUUUCAUCCCCGAGGAGGGGGAGAUGGAGGAGGGGGUGGAUUUCAUCCCCGAGGAGGGGGAGAUGGAGGAGGUGGGAGCGACCUCCAUGGAACCACAGCCAAAGACCCCCACGGAACUAGAGCCUAAUUCCCCAGACAACGUGCAGGAGAUCCGUUACCUCAUCAACCCGGUGGUGGAGAUGGUAGUCCCGGCCUCAGAGGAGGACUUGGCUGUUCUCACCAAUGGGACAGAGCCGGGGAUGCUGACGCUAGAGGGCGAAGAGGAGGUGACGCUAAUCACCACCGUGGUGGAGGAGGUGCACAGGAAGUCACUGCAGUGGAAAAGUGCCCCACAGGAAGUGAGCGAGCAGCUGAUAGAAAGAGGUCCAUACCAGAAAGCUGAGGGGGAGCUUCAGGAAAAAGGGGAGGCAGCUAUUGAGGGCAAGGUAGAGGAGGGCGAGGCGGCCAUCGAGAACGCCUUACAGGAAAUGCCGAUAAUGAUACAGGAAGAGGUCGGAGACUUACAGGAGGAGAGGCAGGACGAGGUGGAGGCAACCAUUGAGGUCGAUUCAUCCAUCGAGGGAGAAGAUGAGGCUAUCGAGAACGCCAUACAGGAAAUAGAGAUGGCGGUACAGGAAGAGGACGAAGACAGGAUAACGGAGUGUGCCGUAGACUCUGACGCUGAGCUGGCCCCACCAUUGGCCGACUCCAGCCCCCGGCACCACGAUGACAGCGGCUUCCAGUCACUGACCAAUGAGGCCUUGGAUGAGGGCGAAGCUCAGCCAAUGAAGGAUGCUCUGAAAACAGGACUCUCUAACCGACCCAGGUGAGGUGGUGGUGAUUGUGGAGCAGGGAAACGCUGCACUUCACGACGACUCUGAGACCGGGGAGGACUCUGAAACCAACAUUUUAUAUGAGAUUUGAAUGGGAAAACAAGGGAGAAUAUUAUUAUUUUUAUUUUUUUUACCUCAUUUUCAUUAUCUCCAGCACAAUACCAGUGUCAACAUACCGUAUGUGAAAAUGGCGCAUUUCUACCUGAUGAUAUCAUCAAAAGUUUCAAAUAAAAAGUUCAAGGGAAAAAAACACUGAGGUUGGCAGUGACGUGGGGAGCAAGAAAAUACCCUCCCUUGGGCUAGAAAACUUAUUGCAGGUUUUGAAAAUCAUUUUCUGACUUUGAAUCUUACCCUGUGGUGUCACACAGAGAAGCAUUUAAAUAUAUAUAUAUAUAUGUACCCACAGAUCAUAGGAACGCAGCGUUUUCACAUGUAGACACUGGUAUGAUUCUGGAGAUGAUGAAUAUGAGGUUGAAAAAGUUACACUUUACACUACAGAUGCCCAUGUGUAAGGGCCUUCAGGAUAUGUUCACAGAGAUGCAUGGCAGGAUAGACGUAACACUUUAUGGUGCAUGGGUACACACUCACUGGUCACUGCAUGACCUCUUACUGAGCACUAGGAGGCACUGUAAGCUGGCUUUUGACACAAACGGCUCUGUUUUAUCUCUUUGUCAUGACAUCUUACUGUAAUGGGCAUUGUCGAAAACAUAUCAUUAUAGAGAUUCAGCUAUCGUUGCAUUCAGGGCUUGGGAGCUCUGCUUUUUAACAUGUUUUAACAAUGACUUGGCACACUAGUGUAUAAAAUCAGCCAGAGUGAUUUUGUCUUGAAAUAAGUUUGUUAAGCCUUGUUAUCAACCAUUUUAUUUUUCAUUUUCACAAGCAGCCUUCUGGUAUCUUUUCACAGUGCAUGACAUCAGCAUGGCGAGGCACUUGCUUACUUCCUACUUUUCUGUCUGUGUUAGUCUAACCCUUAUUUAGUGUGAGGGGAGCUGCUCAACUGGUAGCAGUCACUAGUCUUAUUAUAGAUGCUAGAGGUCCUGCGUCAGCCACAGUGCCACUGCCAUGAGCACGCUUACAGUUAUUACUAAAGGGACUUGCUCUGCGACGCAUCAGAAUCUCUGUGGGAGUGUUGUGUAGAUGGUUGACAGCACGCUAUGUAUCUUGUCAUGAAGAGGCCUCUGUCAGUCUAAAAACAUUGAAAAAUGAAGUUGGCUAUAUGCAAUAUCUUUUUGAGUGCAGACCCAUCACACCUUACUCUUUGUCCACAGUCUCCUCUGGCCACACCAAGGGAAUAAACAAAGUCUAUAUUUGUUUAUUUUCCCCACUCUUCAAAAUUAGGGAAAUUUGAUUUAUGCUGAUUUUUCUAUCCAUGCUAUGUUUAUGGUCACUGUAUAUAUUUGUUCUUAACCAGGCUGAGUUUGUAGUCUUGGGGAAAAUAGGUCCAUGUAUCUCUGACUUAAAAGGAUAGUUCACUCUGAACUAUUCCUUUAAGACGGAGUCCUUCUGUUUCCUUCCUCUAUUUAUGACAAAUACUGUGUGUGUAUGGUGCCAAUACACUAUCCUCGGCCAUAGUCUUCAUUUUGUGUAAAGCCCUACGCAAGAGCUUUUUAUUGAUUUGUAUUUUGCUAUGCAUGACAGACUAUACUUAUAUUGAUUUGAUAUGUUUUUUCUAUUUCUCAUCUAUCUAGACUAAAAUGGUAAACUGUGUUUAAGCCAAUCAUCAUGUAUUUUUUAAAUCAAAUUAAAUGUUAAAAGGUUA
Salvelinus namaycush (lake trout) is the source of this 4357-nucleotide messenger RNA. Its product is annotated as protein Niban 2-like. The transcript is spliced from 13 exons. The record is from RefSeq and is a predicted model, not a curated record. Lineage: Eukaryota; Metazoa; Chordata; Actinopteri; Salmoniformes; Salmonidae. Bases 1 to 2595 code for a protein of 864 amino acids.